AUGGCCGUGGAUCCUGCCAUUGUCGCUAUAUUCGGCGAGCCCCCGGAUGAUAUUGACUUGACGGAUAGUAGGGUGCAGCAGGACAAUGCUGUCGUGAUUUUUAUUCUGUGCUUGGCUGUUAUUUCGGUUGUGCUACGCUUUGUUGCCCGGCGUGUCUUGCGCAAUUCUCUUAUGGCUGAUGAUUGGGUCAUUAUUCUUGCAUUGGUAUUUAUCUGCACGACGUCCGGUUUGAGUAUCUCCGGAGGCUUCUACGGUGCCCGCAAACAUGUCUGGGCUAUCAGCGUCACCAAGCUGGUAACACUAUUCAAGGUCAGCAGCACCCCACAUGGCACUGUUGUCCGCGCACUGACAUCUCAGAUCCUCUACAUCUACGUCAUGGUAUAUUCCGCCGUAUGUUGCGCCGCCAAAGUCUCGAUCCUUUUCUUCUACCGUCGCGUCUUUAUGGCCUCCCAUGCAGACCUCUCCCUGCGCAUCGGCAUCUACCUCGGCUUCUUCCUCACCCUCUCCUACCCGAUCAUCAUCUGCGUCACAAUGGCCACAGCAUGUAAACCCGCCUCAUACUUCUGGAACCAGUUUGGCGGUGCAAGCGGCACCUGCAUUGACACCGAUACCUUCUUCUUAGCGCUGGGGAUCAUCAACAUGCUCAACGACAUCGUGGUUUUGUUGAUUCCAUUCCCCCAGAUCGCCAAACUGCAGAUGAACCGUCGCAAGAAGGUGGCUAUUAGCGGUAUUUUGGCCGUGGGCAGUUUUGCCUGCGUCGCCAGUAUCGUCCGCAUCUACUCCGUCGAUCAAUUCACUAAACGCACCGAUGUCACUUGGACCCUCGGGCCCGUCUUCAUCUGGUCCACCAUCGAACCGGGCCUCUCCCUCGUCUGCGCCUGCCUGCCUCAUCUCGCCCCGCUGGUCCGGUUAGCGCAUAUCAAGCUCUCCUCGAGCCAGGAUAGCAAGCGCAGUCGGCCAACUAACCCGAGUACGCCGUGGCGGUCUCGUAGCGGCCAUGCCAACGGGAAUGGCACGCCUUCAGCUGGUCGACGCGUGCAUAGUGUUCUGUCGACGAAGUAUACUUUUGAUGGACAGGAUGACGAGGAGAUCGGUCUGACGAAUCAUGUUACGACGAGUGCGAGUCUAAGGAAGCCACACUCCAUAGAGUCGGUGGAACGGGAGGGAGGGAGUUCGGUUGAUCAGUCUAUUAUGGUGCAUUCGAGCUUUGUGCAGAGUGUCUCGAAUAAGUAA
Messenger RNA from Aspergillus welwitschiae, 1233 nucleotides. RefSeq lists its product as uncharacterized. NCBI's taxonomy places the organism in Eukaryota, Fungi, Ascomycota, Eurotiomycetes, Eurotiales, Aspergillaceae. The transcript has 4 exons. The coding region runs from base 1 to 1233 and encodes 410 amino acids. The record is from RefSeq and is a predicted model, not a curated record.